UCUGUGCUACUUCCACAUCCCGCGCAACGAUGGCCGACGUAGAGAUGAAACCGGUCGACGAGAAGAAAGAGGAGAAGACUGUCGAGGAGGAGAAGAAACCCAUCCCACUUACGCCUACCGCGGAAAUCAAGGCGAACAUUGCGCUCAUCGAAAGAGCAGUCGCGACUCUGGAGCCGCGGUUCACCCACCGCGUUCUCAGGUCUCUGAACCACCUUCGGAAGCGUCUCGACGACAAGAUCCUACGGGACGCGAUCAAUGAGUCCUAUGUCCCCGACGCCGCGUCCAGGAAAGCACUCCUAGCAUGGCUACCAGAGCCGUCUGCGGAGCAGUCCAUGGACGUCGACACCCAGCCCUCCAAGCAGCCCCAGGCAGAGCCCGUACCCGAGGUCGAGGUCUACUUCCGGCUGCUCAUCCUCCACCACCUCCUUACCUCCUCCGCCACCUACCCCAAAGCACUGAAGCUCGCGCAUGAUACCAUCGAGAAGAUGCAGGCGCUGAACCGCCGGAGCAUGGAUCCGAUCGCAGCAAAGGUCUGGUACGCAGUAGAACGGGUAUACGAGCUCUCCGGAGACCUCGCCGACGCACGACCACAUUUUCUUGCAGCGCAGCGCACAGCUGCCCUGCGCCAUGAUGACGAGACAGAAGCGUCUCUCAUCAACCGGAUCUUGCGCAGUUAUUUGCAGUACAACUUCUACGACCAAGCCGACAAGCUAGUCUCGAAGACGACAUUCCCUAGCGCGGCUGGAAACCCCCAACAUGCGCGAUACCACUACUACCUCGGCCGUAUCAAGGCCGUGCAGCUAAAUUACACCGCUGCGCACACGAACCUGCAGCAAGCCAUCCGGCGCGCGCCACCUGCCAAGACGGCGCCUGGAUUCUACCAAGCCGUCCACAAGCUGACCAUCGUGGUCGAGCUUCUUAUGGGCGACAUCCCGGAGCGCGGUCUGUUCAGACACCCCGUGCUCGAGAAAGCGCUCGCGGGAUACUUCGAGAUCGUCAAGGCCGUCCGCAAUGGAUCUCUCUCGCAGUUUCAGAACACGCUGUCCAAGUAUGCGGCGGAGUUCGAGGCUGACAAGACGUACACCCUCAUCGUGCGGCUGCGGCAAAACGUGAUCAAGACGGGCAUCCGGCGGCUGUCGCUGUCGUACUCGCGCAUUUCGCUGCGGGACAUCUGCGUAAAGCUGCACCUCGACUCAGAGGAGGACGCGGAGUACAUCGUCGGAAAGGCGAUCCGCGACGGGGUCAUCGAGGGUCGGAUCGUGCACGAGAAGGGUUGGAUGGAGUGCGGCGGCCAGAAGAGCGGGUACGGCCCCGAGGUCAGCGACGUGUUCUCGCGGCGCAUCUCGUACUGUCUCGAGCUCCAUAACCAGAGCGUCAAGGCUAUGCGCUACCCCCUGAAUGCACACAGGAAGGAGCUUGCCGCCGCCGAGGGGGCGCGUGAACGCGAAAAGGAACUUGCGAAGGAGAUUCAGGAGGGCGGUGACCUCGACGAUGAGGGCCCCGACUUGGGUGAAGGAUUCUAGCUGUCUUCUCGUGCCACUCGUGUUGUGGAUGUGUUGGGGUACGCCUGCAAUCUCAUGCAUGCGCUGUGCAAUAACAUUAUCGUCG
This is a messenger RNA of Trametes versicolor FP-101664 SS1, 1608 nucleotides long. Its product is annotated as proteasome regulatory particle lid subunit RPN3. The transcript has 5 exons. Gene Ontology annotation, molecular function: enzyme regulator activity; protein binding. The coding region runs from base 30 to 1523 and encodes 497 amino acids. The record is from RefSeq and is a predicted model, not a curated record. Gene Ontology annotation, biological process: regulation of protein catabolic process; ubiquitin-dependent protein catabolic process. NCBI's taxonomy places the organism in Eukaryota, Fungi, Basidiomycota, Agaricomycetes, Polyporales, Polyporaceae. Gene Ontology annotation, cellular component: proteasome regulatory particle, lid subcomplex; proteasome complex.